Molecule: messenger RNA, 693 nt
Organism: Peniophora sp. CBMAI 1063
Lineage: Eukaryota; Fungi; Basidiomycota; Agaricomycetes; Russulales; Peniophoraceae
Source: the annotation of a GenBank genome assembly
AUGGACAACGAAAUAGGCGCCACUUAUGGUUACAAACAGACACUUCGUGGCUCUAGUGACAUAUCGAUUUUGACGCAUCGAGGAGUAGGCGAGGACCCAAACACCUCGCGCGAGAGCGAUCCUAGCAAAUGGAAGGAUGACCUUCGGCCCCUUCAUAGUGCCUCAAGCCCGAUAGUGGGAGAGUCCAGAUCUCACUGUCCACCGACAGGUGUAGAUAGGUGUGACCGUGAAGCACAGUCACUCUUCCUUCGUUCUAUUCUGCUAUGCAUGCUAGCGGCAACGCUUAGUGCCCAAUAUCCCGCGCGACAAGCGGUUGUUCUGCAAGCGCAUACAGAGCACCGAGGCACUACGCAACAAAGUACUCCAGAACACGAUCACGUCUCCUCUCACUUGGAGUCACCUGUCCUCAUCUCCAUCGCGCAAACACUCUUCACCGGUAGCAUCAUCCUGAGUGGGACAGCCGUUGUCAUGGCCACUCUCGUGUCAGCGAAGAUCAACACAGGCGGCGAAUCACCGAAUGAGCACAGGCGUGUGUCCCUCGUACAUUACGGCCGAAUGAGCUCCAGGCUUGCCGCCAUACUCAACUUGUUCGCCUUCCUGCUGAGCAUCGGAGUUGAACCAGUUCAGCGCGACAUGUUGACCGUAGCUCAGCUCGUAGCAAGACUGGCUGCGUCUUUUAUCCUCACUGUCUAA